Molecule: messenger RNA, 3435 nt
Organism: Triplophysa dalaica
Lineage: Eukaryota; Metazoa; Chordata; Actinopteri; Cypriniformes; Nemacheilidae
Gene: tmem65
Product: transmembrane protein 65
Exons: 8
Coding region: 432-1115 (227 amino acids)
Biological process (GO): cardiac ventricle development; regulation of cardiac conduction
Cellular component (GO): mitochondrion
Source: RefSeq, a predicted model, not a curated record
UCUAUAAAAAUAGUACGUUAAGGGCAGCGCUGAGUUUGUGAGGAGAAUGCACAUGAAUCACCAUACUGCUGUGCUGUGAGAAGCAGAAAAAGAUCGUCAUCACUAACGUUACGCACAGGCUGUGGCUUGUAUUCCAGCGGAAAGUAAUAGCUGGCGUGGACAGGGAGGGCGGACAUCUCGAGGGCAGAGCGGCAGACAGAAGUCAGUUUACACCCAGUGUACAUGACAAGAGAAAUGUUACGGUUCGUUUCAUUUUUAUCUUGACCCGGGCGGAAUAUACGAAUAAUGGACGUAUGAAAACCUACACUACCCCAAACAGCGCUUUCGCUUUUAAUUUAAUGCAGAAAAAUAUUUAACACUCCUUUCUUUUGACGGGACACACCAACAAUCUCGUUGAGGUUGACCGACAUCCAUCAGCCCACUUCACACAAAUGCUACCCUGCUUGCGAAGCGCCCUGCGGCCGAGCGUCGCGCUGCUACGGCGCGUCAGUGGCUCGGUCCCGCGGGUGCACGGCUGCGGUCUGGGCACACAUCCGCACAAGGAUCCGAUGGAGCCGCUGAACUCUCCGCAAGGCGCUAGGGAAUUCAUCUACAGCCUGCAUCCCACUGAACGCACAUGCCUGCUGCGAGAACUGCACAGGUUUGAGUCGAUGGCCAUAGCUCAAGAGCAAUUUGAGAUGGCACCCCCGACGACUGCACAGCUGAGAUACGUUUUGCUCCAUAAUGCCAUUCCAUUUGUUGGGUUUGGCUUCCUGGAUAACGCCAUCAUGAUAGUCGCAGGCACCCAGAUUGAAUUAUCCAUAGGAGUCAUACUGGGGAUCUCGACCAUGGCCGCUGCUGCCCUUGGAAACCUGGUCUCGGACUUGGCUGGACUCGGUCUUGCAGGUUACGUGGAAGCGCUGGCCUGUAGGCUGGGUAUGCAGAUUCCUGAUCUGAGUCCCAAACAGGCGGACAUGUGGCAGACCAGAGUCAGUUCUCACAGCGGUAAAGCCAUCGGUGUGUUCAUCGGCUGUGUACUAGGCAUGUUUCCUUUACUCUUCUUCAAAGAUGACGACGAGAAAAAGAAAGAAGGAAAAAAAGGUCAGACGGCUUCCAAGGACACCAAAAGCGCGUGAUGAGCCUCUGUGUCGGAAAUCUCACGUAAAGACGGACUAAACUGAAGAACGAACCGAUCGCAUUUAGACUCUCGUGCCAGUGGCUGCAGAAGAUUAAACUAACCAUCUGACAGCAAGUGCAUGAGUUUUUAAUCUUUUAAUUGUGUUGAACCCCCCGCAGCGAUGCACAUAUGAAACCGGAGUAUCUACCUGCUUUCUAGUGGCUUUGUUGUUUUUAUUGUGAUGAAUAGUUUUAUUUCAGUCUUAUUAGAAGUGUGGUGUUAGGAGACCCCUGUAUCAAUAGUAUGAAUAUAUUACGCCAAAUUUUCCUAAAAAUCCUAAAUGAGUGGGAAUGAAUACUAAGGUAUUUCUACAGAAGUUCUUUAUAUAACACUACGCUGAUUUUAAAAUGAAGUUUGUUGUCAUUGUUCCAGUAUGUUACACGGAACCGAAGUCAAAUUAAAGUAACCGCAUACACGCACAAUAUUGUAUUUCAGAGCAAGCAAACAAAAAAAUGGAUCAAGUUCUUGUCUAGAAGUUAUUUUAUUUGAGUGUUGGUGUGGCUGCUGUUAUUGUCUUUAAUCAACUCAACCCCCACAACAUAACACUUAGCUUGGAAAUUAGAAACGAUGAUUCCUCUUCCUGCCACCAGUUGGCGGUAUUGAGUCAUUUUGUAGAAUUACCACUGGGGUAUAUGUUGAAAAAAAGAGUUUAAUGUUUUAAUGUUCGGACAGGAUUUUUAUUCAAAAUUCAUUUGUUUGCUGUAUUGUUAUGUGCCUUAAUGGAUGUGCAGUCAAUUGUUGCCAUGGGUGCAUUUGGAAAUCUGAAUGCUCUCAUUUGUAAACUAAUGCUUAAUGAUUGGCUUGGGGUUACUCUGAUGUAUCUGACCCGUAACUCACAUUUUAACCUAUUAACCUAAACACAGGACAUAACAGCUGCUUUGAAAUCGCCAACGUCAUCAUCUCGAUUACAUAACCAUUUUUGCAACAAUUCUUGCACAGACAUUUUGUCAUGCUAUGUAUACAUAUAUGUUUGUUGUGUUGUCCGUGUUGUUGAUUUUGUUUUUUUUAAAUACUUUGUCAAGUCUGCAAAAUUAACACUUCGUCAUGAAAGAACAUUUAAAACUCAUUUAACUUUUGUAAUGUGGAAAGCAAGAUACAGAAUGAGAUGAAGGUGGGAUUUUAUUCAGCAGGAAGUAGUGGGAUUGUGUGAAGGUUCUUUUUAUGACCGGUGGUUUGAGUUUGGGUUUAAAAAACAAAAAAAGCUUGCCAACUUCUAAGAAUAUAAAGGAAUUUGAUCAAAGAAUACGGUAAAGAUUUCAUAAAUAAUAACAUUGUGCACUGUUGAGUUGUUCACAGUAAGACAAUGUUUUCAAUGCAGCCAAAAUAAUUGAUUUUGAUUUCACGUUGAUUUGAAGAAUGUCCAGAACAAAGAUACAUUUACAUACAUUUACAUUUAGGCAUUUGGCAGACGCUUUUAUCCAAAGCGACUUACAUUGCUUUAUCCUAUACAUUUUACAUAGGCAUUUGCAAUCCCCUGGGAUCUAACCCACAACCUUGCGUUGUUAACGCAAUGCUCUUACCACUGAGCUACAGGAAGCUAAGAUUUAGUCUUUUUAUUAAAUUAAGUUUUUAAGAGUUCCGUUUUAAUUCUGCAUUGUUGUCUAUUAUGAGUUAAGAAAGAUGAAUGUCUUGACCGAGCAUUCUGAUACUUCACAGCCUCUAUGAGCACAGCUGACUGAAUCUUUUGUAAGAUUGCGCAACACAGUAACCAUGGCAACUGUCCGUCUCUUCAUUGGAGAGCCACACUACUGAGCUGGGUGGUAGCACCAGGCUGGUCUAAAAAUAACCUUAUUUUUAAAUAAUUUAAGGGUUGGAGAUAAAGGAAGCACAAACACUUUUUGCUCUCAGACGAGCUAAAGCUAGCAUGACAAACUGUUGUGCAUGUGUGUCUUUCUCAUUUGUCAAAUCAAAGAUCAAUGAGAUUAUAUCUAACCACAUAAUAGAGAUUUUGACAAGUACUGGAAUAUUUAAUGUAUAAUAUGUGGUUCAAAUCACACAGUCAGCUUUGUCCUGUAAUGACAUAACAGUGAUGUUCACUUGAAACGUAACAUUGAAACUAUGCAUCGAGAUGAAUUGAAGGAGACGUUUUAAACCUGCAUGCAUCUAAAAUGAUUUAUUUAUAUGUUAUAAUGAUAUUAUAAGUAGUCAUAUGUCAAUCAUUGUUUGGAUUUUUGUUAGAUAAAAUUUGUUUAUUGUUCAAUCUUAUUUGCAUGUUGUUAUGGGAACUUUAUGUUGCACUGAAUAAAUCAGCAUCAUGUCCAUAAAAAGAUGAAAAAUCA